Messenger RNA from Talaromyces marneffei, 897 nucleotides. RefSeq lists its product as uncharacterized. Lineage: Eukaryota; Fungi; Ascomycota; Eurotiomycetes; Eurotiales; Trichocomaceae. The transcript is spliced from 2 exons. The record is from RefSeq and is a predicted model, not a curated record. Bases 1 to 897 code for a protein of 298 amino acids.
AUGUUCUGGCGAUUGGAUCCCGAGCCUGACCUUGAACGUACUGCUGGACAAGAAGAUCUUCAGUUUGAUGAUCCAUCUUGGAUAAUCGAUCACCAUCGCCACAACAUCAUCUUGAGAGUUUACAAACCGGAAAGAGCUUCACCGACAAGGUUUAGGAAUACCCAGUUUUCACAAAACGCCGAGCGACAUGGCAAUAAUAACCAAACCGAGACGAAGAGUGUGCGCGGCAAUGGUCAGGACAAAGGAGACGAUAAAACUUCAAAAGAGAGAGAACACAGCUACCGAAUCAACUUCUCCGAACUGCAGCGUUUGCAUCUGAGACAAUUGCAGCAUAAACUUAUUCAGCAUGCAGUCGAUCUAAGAUACAAUGCUAGUGAACCAGCUGGCUGGGCUGAAGACUUGAGACAAUAUGUGCAAGCGCUGCAGGACUUUGACUACAUGGGCAAACACAUCGAACUCCCCAAGGACCCGUUUUACGUAACCGGCGAACGGUUCAUAGAACGCUGCAUGCUGCAAGUGGCCAUGAAAAACAGAGAGAACGAUAUACAUCCUCUCCAGUGCUCAGAAGCUGUCCGCGAAUGGGAGACAGAGGGCACCCAACCGGCGCCUAUUGGUGGAACACGCAACAGGAACUUUCAGCAGGCUUGGGUCAAGGAUUUCAGAAAACGCAUUGGUGUAGCCAUGGUGGGCGGCAUUUUCCUGAUUGCGCCGAUGUGGCUGAUGGUUCUGCACAAUACUCUCUAUAUUUCGCUGGUUGCGACGACGGUGUGUGUGGCUUUGUUUGGGUUAUUGAUGGCUUCAGUGCUCGAGAAGCCGAUUGAUGUCAUGUCGGGUACUGCUGCGUAUGCUGCUGUGUUGGUUGUUUUUGUAGGGUUGACUACCAGUAAUAAGCCGUGA